Propithecus coquereli (Coquerel's sifaka) is the source of this 3211-nucleotide messenger RNA. It is a transcript of the gene MEAK7, whose product is annotated as TBC/LysM-associated domain containing 1. Gene Ontology annotation, biological process: TOR signaling. The record is from RefSeq and is a predicted model, not a curated record. The transcript has 8 exons. The coding region runs from base 73 to 1440 and encodes 455 amino acids. NCBI's taxonomy places the organism in Eukaryota, Metazoa, Chordata, Mammalia, Primates, Indriidae.
CCGGACCGGAAGGCGGGUCUGGGGUCGGCGCUGGGGCGAGGGCGGCGAGAAUUCUGCCGGGUAUCGGGAGAGAUGGGGAACAGCAAAAGCCGUUCGGGGCAGAAUUUUUGUUCGCGGUUUCUUCCUGAGGAGCAGGCGGAGGUGGACAGAUUGUUUGCGGCUCUGUCGUCCGAUGAAAACGGCUCACAUGCCUCACCCGCAUCCUUCUCUCUGCAGGCGCUGAAGAACCACGUUGGGGAAGCUCUUCCCCUGGAGAUGGUCACCAGACUGUACGACGGCAUGCGGAGGGUCGACUUGACGGGGACGGCGAAGGGGCCCAGCGAGCACGUGUCCCAGGAGCAGUUCACAGUGUCCAUGUCCCACCUGUUGAAAGGAAACUCCGAGGAAAAGAGUCUGGUGAUUCUGAAAAUGAUUUCUGCCACAGAAGGGCCUGUGAGAGCCAGCGAAGUCCAAAAGUUUACAGAGGACCUGGUUGGCUCUGUGGUGCACGUGCUAGACCACAGACGGGAGCUGAAGGGCUGGACCCGGAGGGCCCCAGGUCCCGCCCCGAGGGUGCAGGCGCUGGCUGCUCAGCUGCUCUCUGAGAUGAAGCUUCAAGAUGGCGAGGGGCUCCUCGGCCCCCAGUGGCAGGACCGCGAGUGUGACCAGGCCGUGAUCGAGGACUGGGUGUUCAGGGCGCCCCACGUGGCCGUGUUUCUGAGCGUGGUCAUCCACAAAGGCUUUCUCGUCCUGUGCUCAUCCCUCGAUCUGAGCACCCUGGUCCCCGAGUGUCAGGUGGACCAGGGCAGGAAGCUUGAGAGCAUCCUGGACGUCCUCUCGGUCAUCUACGUCAACUCCCACCUGCCUCGGGAGCAGCGGCACCGCUGGCGCCUCCUCUUCUCGUCCGAGCUCGACGGGCACAGCUUCUCCCAGCUCUGUGGGCACAUCACCCACCGGGGGCCCUGCGUGGCUGUCCUUGAGGACCACGACGGCCACGUGUUCGGCGGGUUUGCCUCCUGCUCCUGGGAGGUCAAGCCUCAGUUUCAAGGGGACGACAAAUGCUUCCUGUUCUCCGUCGCCCCCCGCAUGGCCGUGUACACGCACACGGGCUACAACGACCACUACAUGUACCUGAACCACGGACAGCAGACGAUCCCGAACGGACUGGGCAUGGGGGGGCAGCACGGUUACUUUGGGCUUUGGGUGGAUGUCGAUUUCGGGAAAGGACACAGCAAAGCCAAGCCCACGUGCACCACGUACAGCAGCCCGCAGCUGUCUGCCAAAGAGCACUUCCGGUUUGACAAGAUGGAGGUGUGGGCGGUCGGAGACCCCUCGGCGUCGGAGCUGGCCAAGAGCAGCAAGAGCAUCCUGGACGUGGACCCCGAGGCCCAAGCCCUGCUGGAGAUCAGCGGGCGGACUCGCCACAGCGAAGGGCUCCGGGAGGUCCCGGAGGACCAGUGAGCAGGGGCCGGGCAGGGAUCCGGCUGGAUAGGAGGCGCCUCUGUUGCCCCCUCCCCUCCCGCGUUGGUUUAACUUUACCAGAGAGCCGCACAGGCCUUAGCCCGGUGGUCCUGGAUGUGCUUGAUCAGCACAGAGCCAGUGCCAGGAAAAGGCCUCUGAGGCCGCGGAUUGAUGGGUGGGCGCAUCUCCCAGAAACCUUGAGUGGCAAAUGAGCGACUUCGUCCCCCACUUGGCUCCUUUUGUAUCCGUGAAAUCCGCGGACGCUGAGACAUUUGCGAGCGCUGCUGGCAUUAGUGUUUGUUGGGAGCGUGAAUGCUCUCCAUGGAGGAGGGGGCUCCAUCCUCUGGUGUCACUUGGCCUCUGCUUCCGCCACCCCAGUUAGAAAAGCGCCUCGGUGGUUGGUUUUGACUGGUAAAUGACAGACACGUUUGGGUGAAAGUCUCGAUUCCUUUCGUGUGCAGCUUCCAGCGGCAUGGAAUUUCUGUAUUUGUUUUUAAGCACGAACAGUGUAUUGAUGGGGUAAGUGGUCUCAUGGUGGCGCGGUCCUCAGGAGGUGUUUGUAACGAAGGUUCCACGUCUCGCUUUCGUAGCUGCUUUUAAGUGAAUCUGUGUUGUGAGCUAACGGGACAGUCGGGAGAAGCGCGGUUGUGGUGCUAAGUCUGGGAGCCUGGUCGAUACACACAUAUGACCCGUCCUGUACGUUGGUGGUGAGUCACAUCCCAGCGCUGGCCUGGCCUCCAGACCUGGGCCCGAGUCACAGCCCUCAGUAUCGCCAUUUUCCCAGGGCUGCUCCCCAAGGGGAUGAUGGGUAAUUCAACAGUGUAGACUCACUGUAAACAAACUGCAGUGAUCCUGAAGUGCUGACAAUUAUGGAGGUGGGUUGGGCCUCUGAGCAGAGCUGCCGGCUCCCCUCUGACACAGGUCCGGAAAGCCACGCGCCGUGAGGCAUCAGUGCACACGGCGAGAACCCCCUGCUGGAAGGAGCUGCGGGCUCUUUUCUCAGACAUAUACCUCUUCCUCUAGUCUUUUGCUAUAAACUCUGACCUUUUGCAAAUCUGAUGGGAAAAAAAUGCGGCCUUUCAUUAUAUAGUUUACCUUGAUUAUAAGCCAUAGUAAAUUUAGCUGCUUGGAUUCUGCAGGGAAGCUCAUCAAACCUUCCACUUAGCAAUAUCCCCGACCGAGGCAGAAGGCCUCGUAGAUUGCCUUCCGAAGAAAAGUGCGCUCGAACAGCGCACGGAGGCGCGGAGCUUGCCGCAAACAGGGACUUAGUCAUGACUGAUGCUCUUAUAAAAAGCCAGCUUUUAAUGGCUUGUUGGGAACAUAUCCCUACCGUAAUUCCAAAGAAUUAGGUCCCCAUCGUCACACUGUUUUGGAAUUUUUUUUUGAUAAAAAUGCAAUUAAAUACCUCACUAAUAAAAGGUCUGUCAGCGUCUGAGCCUUGAAUACGACUCACUGUUGCCUCUGCCUUCGGCUGCCAGGAAGGUUACGGUUUUGUGUCCUGCACGGUUUCCACCUUGAGCUUGUUCCAGCAAGAGUGCGGGUCACAAGUGGGGGUCUGCUGGCCAAGACGGACACUUGCACAGAGAAGUGAGGGUGCCUGCCCAGGUGCUUGGGAACCUGGGGGAUGCAGCCCUGUCUGUGCCCUUCUCCCGGUGUGGGAUUCUGCCUCUCGGCACACAGAUCUGUGUAGGCUGUCGGCAGACCCGACAGUGCUUUAGCUGGUCUGAGAAACUUGGAUUCAGGUUCUAAGGAUUGGAGGUCUUCUGCAAGU